GACUCUAACGACAAGUUUGUCAAUUCAUUUGAUGACUUGUUUGAGAUGCGUUUUAGCCCCGAAGAGGUGGAGCGCGACCGCCAGACCGACACAUCUAUGGACAACUUAUUCAAACAGCUCGUCCAGCAGCCCAUUACCACUGUCGGCCAUUAUCUCAUACGUUUGCCGCAACCAAUAGUCGCCGAUUGUCUUCAAUUUGAAUUAGUUUUGGAGAACGAAAAGCACCGCAAGUUUGACGAGUGUUUAGCCGCUGAAUGUCGUGUUGAGUUGUGUCCGGCAUUUGUGCGCGACAUUCACGCCAUCACUGAUUGGGUCACUGUUAGCGACGACACGUAUUUAAUUGAUUCGGGAUUUUAUAACCUGGAGUUCCCCCUCCAGAAGGUGUCUGUCAUUCGUGUGUCUGGUUUUCGCUAUAAUAGCGACAAGAGUUUGCGAUACGCGCUGCACAUGAAGAACCUGUCGAUACCGGCCGAUCGCCACUCCAUUUGGUGGACGUCUGGCUCUAAAUUAGGUAAUGAGUCGAACGCAUCCCUCGGCGAUGAUAUGGUCUGCGACUGA
Messenger RNA from Medioppia subpectinata, 558 nucleotides. The record is from the annotation of a GenBank genome assembly. NCBI's taxonomy places the organism in Eukaryota, Metazoa, Arthropoda, Arachnida, Sarcoptiformes, Oppiidae.